AUGGAUGUUGAUAUGGAAGUGUCUGAGAUACGAUUCUCCGAGAAUCUUGGCUCUUGUUCACCGAAACUCAGACGUCGGGCGUUGAUUAGACUUCGUGAAUACAUCAGGAAUCAAUCAAAAGUGAAGGGUUGGUAGUUUAUUAGCGUAUUUAUGUGUUUAGGAUUUACUCCAGAGUCGUUUGACAGACUUUGCCGUGGAUUACAUUACGCCUUAUGGAUGCAAGAUAAGAUGCUACUCCAGGAGGAAAUGUGUGAUGAGUUCGGCUCUUUGGUAAAUUUGUUCAACACCCAUCAGGAGGUGAUUAAUUAUAUGAGAGCGAUGAUCCUCACCCUCUCAAAACACUGGCUGAAUAUUGAUAAAUGGAGAAUGGAUAAGUUCUUAUUGGUAAGUCGGCGGCAUGGUAUCUCCUCGCCCACCUUUUGAAAAGCUUGGAGGGUAGGCUUCUGGGGGAUAAUAAAUUUGACAAGGUCGACGUAUGUUCUGUCUUUGUAAUUUCAGAUGAUGAGACGUAUUUUUCGAGCGUUCUUUGUCUAUUUGCGAAACAAAAAGUGGCAGAAAGAUCUGGUAGAAUCCAGCAUAUUAUUCAUGCGACAGACAGUUAUUACGGGAGAAGAUUCUGGGGUGAAUGAAACACUGAAAAUGCACUUCACCACAAUUUAUAUUGAAGAGUUGGACUAUGCUGGAGAUCUGAGUACUUGUCAAGUUGUCGAAUUUAUUGAGCCAUAUGUUGAUGUAAUUAAAAGAACCUGCAGGUAACUUUUCACAACUGCAAACCGGAAUUUUUAGUGAUACAUUGUUGAAAUCUAUUUACACCGAAGUCUUUAUGACUAUAUUGGAGGGCUUUGCAGCCGAAUUGGAAAGGGAGAAAGGUAACAAAAAGGUCUCAGGAGACCUAAAAGGAGUUGGAAAACCAAUUGAAUUCGACUACAAUGCUAUCUGUGAAUUGCUGAAAGCAUCUGUAGAAUCUGGCGAGAUGAAUUCAAAGAAGAAGAAGAAACUGAAACCCUUGAUAUCUCAGUAAGUUUUAUUUGAAGUUCCUUGGAUUAUUUAUUUUUAGGUUUGAGUUGGCAGCCAAAGGAGAAAGUCCAUUCAAGGAUAUCAUUGAACCUGAUAGAAAGGAUCCUCUGGACAACGAUAUGAUCAGUAGAGCAGUGGAUCAACUCCAUUCCUUAGAGAGUAAAAUUAAAAAGGAUAAAAAGAAAUUCAGGAAGGUUAAGAAACAGAUUCAAAAACAAAAGGCUUAA
Bursaphelenchus xylophilus (pine wood nematode) is the source of this 1244-nucleotide messenger RNA. NCBI's taxonomy places the organism in Eukaryota, Metazoa, Nematoda, Chromadorea, Rhabditida, Aphelenchoididae. The record is from the annotation of a GenBank genome assembly.